Pipistrellus nathusii (Nathusius's pipistrelle) is the source of this 2478-nucleotide messenger RNA. Lineage: Eukaryota; Metazoa; Chordata; Mammalia; Chiroptera; Vespertilionidae. The record is from the annotation of a GenBank genome assembly.
AUGCCGGCGGUCAAAAAGGAGCUCGCAGGCCGCGAAGACCUGGCCCUGGCUCUGGCCGCCUUCCACCCGGCCCUGGCGGCCCUGCCGCUGCCGCCGCUCCCUGGCUACCUCGCGCCGCUGCCCGCCGUGGCCGCCCUGCCCCCGGCUGCCUCGCUGCCUGCCACGGCCGCCGGCUACGAGAGCCUGUUGGCUCCGCCGCUCCGCGCCCCGCGCGCCUACCUGAGCCUGAACGAGGCCGCCCCGCACCUCCACCUGCCCCGGGACCCUCUGGCCCUCGAGCGCUUCUCGGCCACCGCGGCCGCGGCCCCGGACUUCCAGCCGCUGCUGGAUAACGGCGAGCCGUGCAUCGAGGUGGAGUGCGGCGCCAACCGCGCUCUGCUCUACGUGCGCAAACUCUGCCAGGGCAGCAAGGGGCCGUCCAUCCGCCACCGCGGCGAGUGGCUCACCCCCAACGAAUUCCAGUUCGUCAGCGGCCGAGAGACGGCCAAGGACUGGAAGCGCAGCAUCCGCCACAAAGGGAAAAGUCUGAAGACGCUUAUGUCCAAGGGGAUUCUGCAGGUGCACCCUCCAAUCUGCGACUGUCCGGGCUGUCGAAUAUCCUCCCCGGUGAACCGGGGGCGGCUGGCAGACAAGAGGACAGUUGCUCUGCCCUCAGCUCGGGUCCUGAAGAAAGAACUGACCCCCAGCUUCUUAGCCAGCGAUGGCGACAGCGAUGGGAGUGGGCCGGCCUGCGGGCAGCGGCCUGGCGUAAAGCAGGAGGACGACACCCAUGUCCGGAUCAUGAAGAGAAGGGUCCACACCCAUUGGGAUGUGAACAUCUCCUUCCGAGAGACGUCCUGCAGCCAGGAGAGCGACCUUCCCACACUCCUGUCCAGCCUGCAUCGCAGCAGCCACCUCGUUAUGCCUGAGCAUCAGAGCCGCUGUGAAUUCCAGAGAAGCGGUGUGGAGAUAGGCCUGGGAGGUCCAGGUGACCUGUUGGGCAAGAGGCUAGGCCGCUCCCCCCACAUCAGCACUGACUGCCCUUUGGAGAAGAAGGCUCGAAGCAAGUCCCCCCAAGAGACGCUGUUGCUGUCAGAGUUGGAGCCCAGCAUGGCCCCCGAGGAUCACUACCGCCGGCUCAUGUCCGCACUGAGCGAGGCCAGCACCUUUGAGGACCCGCAGCGUCUCUACCACUUGGGCCUCCCCAGCCAUGACCUCCUGAGGGUCCGGCAGGAAGUGGCAGCAGCAGCUGUGAGGAGCCCCAGUGGCCUGGAAGUCCACCUGCCCACGCCCACAGGUCAACGUCGGAAGCAGGGCCUGGCUCAACACCGAGAGGGCAGUGCUCCAGCUGGCGCCCCAUCCUUUUCGGAGAGGGAGCUGCCCCAGCCGGCCCCCCUGCUGUCGCCCCAGAAUGCUCCGCACAUCGCUCUGGGCCCCCACUUCAGGCCUCCCCUUUUGGGGGUGCCCUCGGCUCUGUGCCAGACCCCAGGCUUUGGCUUCCUGCCCCCCGCCCAGGCGGAGCUGCUCGCCCGGCAGCAGGAGCUCCUGCGGAAGCAGAACCUGGCGCGGUUGGAGAUGUCGGCAGAGCUGGAGGGCGCACACCGUCCUCAGCUGCUGGCGCCAGAGUCUGCGCUGCGCCCGCCGGAAGGCGCAGAGGCCCUGCUGGUGCUGAGACCCAGCUCCACACCCAGGCUGGCGCUGCCCCCGCAGGGACCCUCCGGUUCCCCCACCCCGCCUCGGGAGCCCACCCGCCGCACGCCUCGGAAAGGGAGCGUUAGCCCGGCCUCAGCCCGGCCCAAGGAGACCACCAGGGCUGGGCUUUGGGUACUGGACGGCUCUGAGGAUGAGCCCCCCAAGGACUCAGAUGGAGAGGACUCCGACAUGGUGACUGUUGGGGGCCGGGGCCCCAACCCAACUGGAGGGACCAGCUCUGAGGGGAAGGGACUUCUCUCAGGGUCCGUGCUGCCCCCAUCUCUGCCCUUGAACGUGCCCUGCGUCAGCCCCUACUUACACACAGGAGCCACGGGGGGACUCUUCAGUGAUGGGGAGGAGGCCACAGCCCCUGAGGACAUCAGCAAGUGGACAGUGGAUGAUGUCUGCAGCUUUGUGGGGGGCCUGUCUGGCUGUGGAGAAUACACACGGGUCUUCAGAGAACAGGGGAUAGAUGGGGAGACCCUGCCCCUGCUGACAGAGGAGCACCUCCUGACCACGAUGGGCCUGAAGCUGGGGCCUGCUCUCAAGAUCCGGGCGCAGGUGGCCAAGCGCCUGGGCCGAGUCUUCUACAUGGCCAGCUUCCCGGUGGCAUUGCCACUGCAGCCACCAGCACUGCAGGCCCCCGAGCAGGAGCUCACCUUAGGGGAGCAGCCCCUGUCUCCAGCAAUGACCCCCUCACCCUAUGGAGGGGGACGGCCCGCUGCUGGCCAGGCUUCACCCAAGCAAGAAAACGGGACCGUGGCUCUGCUCCCAGGGCCUUCAGACCCCUCCCAGCCUCUGUGCUGA